Messenger RNA from Ictalurus furcatus (blue catfish), 2815 nucleotides. It is a transcript of the gene gspt1l, whose product is annotated as G1 to S phase transition 1, like. Gene Ontology annotation, cellular component: translation release factor complex. Bases 401 to 2101 code for a protein of 566 amino acids. The transcript has 14 exons. NCBI's taxonomy places the organism in Eukaryota, Metazoa, Chordata, Actinopteri, Siluriformes, Ictaluridae. The record is from RefSeq and is a predicted model, not a curated record. Gene Ontology annotation, biological process: translation. Gene Ontology annotation, molecular function: translation release factor activity; GTPase activity; GTP binding.
UCACAGCUAGGCAUAUACUGUAAGCGACGUAAAAAAAAGGACUCGUUUUCCCCCAGAAUGCCCUUCUACGUCGAUUAAGAAUGUCGUCACCACAUACACACACGUGGAUUCGUCCGGAACUACUGCUGAGUCGAGUCUUAGUUUUUUUUUUUUUUUUUCUUCCUUCCCCCUCUCCCCUCGCGCGUGAAGCGAGACCGGCUGUUUUAGUACAGAAUAACGUGGGGGGGCUGUUUAAUAAGCAGAAGUUUUUUGUUUUUAACGGGGGUGACUUUAUUAACGAGCGAUUUGAACUGAACGAAGAGAUCACGUUGUCUUUCUUCGUCAUAUAUAUAGUUUAGAAAUAUAUAUAUAUAAAAUAUUUGCGUUCAAGACGAACAGUUUCAGCCCCCCGCGCGCGCCAAUGGAGCCAGCGCGAGACGCUGCCCCGGAUUCGUGGGAACAGGAGGAUGAGGGCAGCGAGGCCCCGGUCAUCGCUCACACCGGCCUCAGCGACUCUUUCGGCGGCCUCAACGUCAACGCCAAGCCCUUCGUCCCGAACGUCAACGCGGCCGAGUUUGUUCCCGGCUGUUUCCAUAAAGCGCCCACGGAAACCAUCGCCCCUGUAGCCGUUCCGGAGAAAGAUGGCCGUAUUGAGGUCUCGGACACGCCUGCAGCUCCGCCCGUGGAGAACGGCUCAGGAGACGGAGAGACGGCAGCCGAGGAAGAGAGCUGGGAGCAGAAAGGAGGAGAAGACUCGCCCCAGGAGGAGGGUAUGGAGGAGGACGAAGAAGCGCCGAAGCCGAAAGUCACUCCCGCUCAACCCGACGCGCCCAAGAGGGAGCACGUCAACGUGGUCUUCAUCGGCCACGUGGACGCUGGCAAAUCGACCAUCGGCGGACAGAUCAUGUAUUUAACAGGCAUGGUGGAGAAGCGAACUCUGGAGAAAUACGAACGGGAGGCCAAGGAGAAGAACAGGGAAACUUGGUACCUGUCUUGGGCCCUGGAUACGAAUCAGGAGGAGAGAGAUAAGGGGAAAACCGUGGAGGUGGGCCGCGCGUAUUUUGAGACGGAGAAGAAGCACUUCACCAUCCUGGACGCGCCGGGUCACAAGAGUUUUGUCCCUAACAUGAUCGGGGGCGCGUCGCAAGCUGAUCUGGCAGUGCUGGUGAUUUCAGCGCGUAAAGGCGAGUUCGAGACCGGGUUCGAAAAAGGAGGCCAGACGCGAGAGCACGCCAUGCUGGCCAAAACGGCGGGAGUCAAACACCUGAUCGUCCUCGUGAACAAAAUGGACGACCCCACUGUGAACUGGAGCUUGGAGAGGUACGAGGAGUGCAAGGAGAAACUGGUGCCAUUUUUGAAGAAGGUGGGCUUCAACCCCAGAAAAGACAUUCACUUCAUGCCAUGUUCAGGACUGACAGGGGCCAACCUGAAAGAACCAGCGGAGCACUGCUCCUGGUACACAGGAUUACCGUUCAUUCCACACCUGGACAGUUUGCCAAAUUUCAGCAGAUCCAGCGACGGACCAGUCAGGUUACCGAUCGUAGAUAAAUACAAGGACAUGGGCACUGUGAUUUUGGGCAAGUUGGAGUCCGGGUGUAUCAGCAAAGCGCAGCAACUCGUAAUGAUGCCUAACAGGCACAUCGUGGAGGUGCUGAGCCUGCUUUCGGAUGACGUCGAGACGGACGACGUGGGACCCGGUGAGAACCUGAAGCUUCGACUUAAAGGCAUCGAGGAAGAGGAGAUCCUGCCCGGUUUCAUCCUGUGUACUCCGGAGAACCUCUGUCACUCGGGACGCACCUUCGACGCUCAGAUCGUCAUCAUCGAACACAAGUCCAUCAUCUGCCCGGGCUACAACGCAGUCCUGCACAUUCACACCUGCAUCGAGGAAGUGCAGAUCACGGCCUUAAUUUGUUUGGUGGACAAGAAGACGGGUGAGAAGAGCAAGACACGACCUCGCUUCGUCAAACAGGACCAAGUGUGCAUCGCUCGCCUCCGGACCGCCGGGACCAUCUGCCUCGAGACAUUCAAAGACUUCCCUCAGAUGGGUCGCUUCACCCUGAGGGACGAAGGAAAGACCAUUGCCAUUGGGAAAGUGUUGAAGCUUGUCGCUGAGAAAGACUGAAAAGCUCUAUGCGUGAGAGUGUGUGCGUGUGUGUGUGCGCGCGCGUGUGUGUGCGAGUGUCGCGGAGAAGCCGAACGUGCAAGAGGAGAGGUGGGUGUUGCGGCCGGAGAGACACGUUUCCCGGCCUUCCCGUCCUCCCGAAGAACCAGCUGACAAAAAGCAACGCAACAACUUGUCUGACAAGAAAUUUUCGUUUUUUAAGCAAAGAAUAAAAUUGAAAAAAUUUAAAGAAAGAAAGAAAGAAAAGAAAAUUGAGUCCACACGUUGUCAGCUUUCUCAUAUUGAGAGCUCAGCAGUGCCAUAAUAUUUUUUUUUUUUUUUUUCCCCCCCCGGACUCGCAGAAGAUUGUGUUUAUUGUCUUUUUUUUUUUUUUUUUCCUUCUUCUUCCUUUUUCUUUUUUUUUUUCUUCCACCAGAGGAAUAUAGCGUGCAGCGAAGACGCCGUUAUUAUAAGAAAAAGGUGUGGACCAGAGUUCGCUUGUGUAACAGUAACGGAUCGAAACCAGUCAAAGCUGGAAAACGAAUUGAACGUCGGUAUCUUUCGUAUUGUCUCCCUUCACUUAUACACACACACACACGCACGCACACACACACACACACACACACAUGGGUUUCUCUCCUCGUAGCGGUCUGCAGAGCGCACGAGCGUGCUCAUGUGUUAUUAAAACGAAAUUCUAUGAAAAUAAAAAAUAUUAAAUUGGGGAAAAUUCUAAGA